CACGAAGAUGUUUAAACUAUUAUCAAGGUUUAUUCCAUCGGAGUUCUAAAUAAUAGACUCCUCACACACAAAUUCGACUCCGUCUUUCGCAGGCGCAGACGACAAUUUUUUCUCCAAUACAACUCUUUGUGCCGUUAGUCUUUCGUUGCAUUACCGUAUUCUGGCUUAGCUGUAAUUUAGAAUUCAAUGUUCACAUGGGCUGUUGUCAAUAUACAAAUUGAAGAUGCCCAAGGUCGGACGUCCAAGGAAACGAAAGCGUGAUGAUGACGAUGGAGAUUAUGAUUUCGAAGAGGAAUUGAAAAAAAAUAAGGUGGAAGUGGUGACUAUAGAUCGACGAACGCGGGUAAAGCACCUGAAAGCUCUUUUGAAGAGAAGCAAUUUCUAUGCAAACUCGUUGCUUACAAUCAUAACUGAACAGCAGAAAAAACAUGAAGUUCGUACAAGGCGGAAACUUAAAAAAAGAAGAAAACAGAUGAAGAAAAUUGAGUCGCAGAUACUCAAAUAUUAUGGCAAGAGGUACACAGAGAUUCCCACGCCAUACAGGUAUUGGUUGAAAUCUGAAGAAGAUCAAGUUAGUUUCGGAGAAAAAAUAUGCUUCAGAGUUGCAAGGACGUGCAGUCAUUUGGUCAAAAAGGUUCACAGAAUGAUAAAAUUCGACAAGUAUACGAAAAUAUCGUCAUCCGAUAAUGCCGAUAUCAAACAAAUGGCUGACAUGUUUUCUAACAACCCACAAAAUAUUUUUGAAACAAUUGGUAAAACUGGUUCUACGAUGGAUACAGAGUCUGUAAUUUCAUAUAGAGUAAUCCAGAAUACAUCCACUGAAAUUGACUUCGUACAUUCAAGGGAUUCACCCUCAUUUGAAGAAAAUGUCAUAGAAGAAAAAAUUACGAAUGUGAAAACUAAUUCUGAUGAUUUCAAGUCUUGUAAUUCGAUAUCAUCUGACAGUGAAUCUGAUUCAGACGAUCGAACUUCUAUGUCCUCGAAGCCAUCAAAUUCCUCAAAAUCGAGCUUUGAAAGCAGAAUAGAUGGCAAAAUUGUUGACAAAUUGUUACAUGACAUGAUAGAUUCUAUUUGUGUGGAAAAAAUGCCACUGGGAGAUCCUUCAAAACCAUUGUACUCUUCAAAGUCUGACGUUGAAAACAAGAUGAAUACAAAAAUUGUGGAAAAUUUACUGCAGGAACUGAUAUAUUCUGUUUGUGUGGACAAAGUGCCACUGAUUACCUCCGCAAAACCAUUCACUUUAACAUCUAGUAUUGAAAGCAAAAUAAAUGAAGAAAUUGUAGAGGACUUAUUGAAUAAAUUAUUAAAUUCUAUUUGUUCAGAAGAAAUGGCAGCGUCACACACUAAAUCAUGUGAACAUCUCUCUAAUGAUGAUGUAAAUACAGUCAAAUUUAAAUUUGAUGAGGAACAAGCUGUUGAUAAAACUCCGGACCCAAAAAGUAGUAAUUACACAAGCAAAAUGGAACCUACAAAAUGUCGCAGACACAUUGACAUGAAUGCCAACGCUGUACUCACUUCAGAGUCUCAUAUUGUGGACAACCUUAUUGUAAAUACUUCUGAUAAAUUUGUCUCAAAACCGGCUACAGAUUUAGCAAUGAAUGAAGGUAAUUUUGAGACAGAGUCCGAGAAGCAAUUGAAGGACUUGAGCACAAAUAAUGAUGAUAUCAUCCAAGCGAGAAUCAUAAAUAUAGUCAGCUCACCGAAAUUUGAAGGAAUCUCCCCAAACGAAAAUAAUUCUUGUUUGAAUAGUCAAUCAAGCCAGACAUCAAAUUCUACUACCUCUAAAGUUCCAUGUCCAGUUUGCUGCAAGCUUAUGAGUGAAAAUAAAAUAAAUGAACAUCUUGAUAUAUGUUUGUCUGGAGGUGAAAGAAGGGAAUCACUGCGUGCAUCUACACCAGCUCAGAAUAAAAUGGUACCAAGAAAAAAGAGAGCUACUAAAAAGUCAAAUAUUGUAACAAAUCCAGAUGUCUGCAGCUCGGAUAUGUCUAAUCAAAAAGCUACACAAGAAAUUAUUCAAGUUGGCAGUUCAAUGGAGAGAGAAGAAACCUUUGUAGAGCAUUGUAUUAAAUCACCUGUAUGUAAAAGACGCAAAAGAGAAAGUAUUUCUGAGAAAGAGGAAACUUCUGGGAUUUUGGAAAAUGCCAAACUUAAAUAUAUUAAUGCUACAAGUUGUAACCUUCCUGAAGCUUGCUCCAAUGAUAAGAAAAAGGACCUUAAGUUUGCCCCUCAGAUUGAUUCAACAUGCGAAGAAAGAUUCUCAGAAGAGCUUGUAAUAGAGAAGGAUAUAUUGGAGAGUAGCACAAGUGUUGAGAUGACAAGAGAUUCUUUGAUGGAGGAUGUUAACAACGGAGUUCCUGAUUUGGAUGAUUUGUUGGGUUAUGGUGAGGAACCAGAAGCUAUUGCGGAAGAAUCCUCAGAUGAAGAGGAAUUUGAGUUUAUUCCUCCCACUGAAGUCAGAAGAUCAACAAGGGCUUCUAGAUGUAGAAAAUCAUUCAAAGAGUACAGUGACGAGGAGGCAGAUGAGGAAGAGGAUAGUGAUGAGGAGUUGGUUGAGAAACGUGAGAAAAUAUUGAGUAAGAAACAAAGGAAAGUUGAGGAAAUGAGUAAUAUAAAGAAAGUAAAAGAGAAAAAGCAGAAAACGAAGGACAUGUACUCUGUUGGUGAUAUUAUUGAAGUGAAAUGGGGAAAAGAUGAAUCCAUGGUUCUAUACAAAGCUAAAAUUUUGGACCGAUGUCCAACUGAUGAUGAUGAUUGGACAUAUCUUGUACAUUAUAUAGGAUGGUCUGAUAGUUUCGACGACUGGAUUCUUACAUCUGAUAUUAACUCAGUCAUAGAAUCUUUUGAUGAGGAUUGUGAGAAUUCAAGUUCUGCUCUUGUUCCUGGUUCUGAUGAAAUACUAACUGAAGAAGAUAAACGAGUUCUUGAUGGAAAAUUCUAUAUGCCAGGAUCUGGGAAAUCAGCCCCAAAAAGCAUGUUAAAAGAAAAAAAUGGUGUCAGAUACUACAAUGAUAUUGAAGUUAGUGCCGCUCAACCGAAACUUUUUACGGGAGGCGUGUUGAGAGAUUAUCAGAUCACAGGAUAUGAAUGGAUGAAAACUCUUCUAGAAAACAGUGAAAAUGGGAUCCUUGCAGAUGAAAUGGGACUUGGGAAGACAAUUCAGUGUAUUGCUAUUGUAGCAAGAAUGAUAGAAACUGGAAUCACCGGACCAUUCCUGAUUUGUGCACCAAUGUCUACCAUUCAAAAUUGGUUCCUUGAAUUUAAAAGAUUUGCUCCUAAGAUUCCUCUAUUGCUUUACCACGGCACUGCAGCAGAAAGAGGAACCCUCAGUUUAUGUAUGGUGCAACGUGAAAAGAAAUUGAAAACAAAACCUGUUGUCAUAACAACGUAUGAUGUACUCAUGCGUGACAGAAUGGUUCUGCAGGUUCAUUCAUGGAGUUACAUGAUCAUCGAUGAAGGACACAGGAUAAAAAAUUUAAAAUGUAAACUCUUGAAAGAACUAAAGUAUAUUGAGUGUCAAGCGAGAUUGCUUCUUACUGGUACACCUCUGCAAAAUAAUUUAUCUGAAUUAUGGUCUUUAUUGAAUUUUUUGCUUCCUGAAGUAUUUGAUGAUCUGAGAACCUUUGAAACCUGGUUUGAUUUGGAUCGGUUGCAGAAGGACAAGAAUCUUUUGUCAAUGAUACACAAGAUUCUCACCCCUUUUUUACUCCGUCGUAUGAAAUGUGACGUCGAUUUGAAGAUUCCACCUAAAAAGGAACUGACUAUAUACGCUCCACUUACUUCAAAACAAGAACGAUUUUACAGAGCGUUGGUGGAUAAAUCAAUAUUUGAAUUAAUGCACCAGAAAGAGUAUUAUCAGACAACAAUCGGUGUUGCUGAUCCUGAUUUGAUUGCACAAAAACAAAACAGUCAAGAAUUAUUACCAGGUGUUUCUUUCAUGAAAAGGCGAUCAGCAAGAACUAAAGGUUGUAUAAUCAAGAAUGGCUCAACGCAACGUGAAUCUAUCGUCAGCAAUAUGUCAAUGAGUAAUAUUAUCAUGCAAUUGAGAAAAUGUUGCAAUCAUCCUUAUCUUAUUGAAUAUCCAAUAGAAACGAGGACAGAAAAUUUAAGGAUUGAUGAAGAUCUAAUUUGUACUUCUGGAAAGCUUAGAAUUUUAGAUCAAUUACUUCCAGAGUUGAAGAAACGAGGACACAAGGUUCUGCUUUUUAGUCAAAUGACAAAAAUGCUGGAUAUUUUGCAAGAUUAUUGUGAACUUCGAGGAUAUUACAAUGUAAGAAUUGAUGGGCAAAUGGGCAGAGAUGAAAGAGUCAAAAGUAUGAAUGAUUUCACAAUCGAUCCUGAAAUUUUUCUCUUUCUUCUAUCUACAAGAGCGGGAGGCCUCGGAAUAAAUCUUACUGCCGCUGAUACAGUGAUAUUAUAUGAUUCAGACUGGAAUCCACAGAAUGAUGCACAAGCGCAAGAUCGUUGCCAUCGUAUUGGGCAGGUACGACCUGUUGUUGUGUAUAGGUUGAUUACAGCAAGCACUGUCGAUCAACAAAUUGUUGAAAGAGCAUCGAAGAAACUGGCAUUAGAGAAAGUUAUUAUGCAUAAGACACUAUUCAAGGGCAAUCUUGAACAGGAAUUAACUGAUAAAGCCAGAAUACAUCCAGAAGAGUUGCUCCAUUUGCUACAAUCUUCCAAGGAAUCAAGCGAUAAAGAUGACAAUUCCUCUGGUAUACUUAGCAAAGAAGAAGUUGAUAAAUUACUUGAUCGCUCAGAUAUGUGGAAAAGUAUGGAGUCCUUAUGAAACUGUGUUUCAAAUAUAAGCUUGUUGGGACGUAUUUCACAAAGAAAUCAUUCUUUAUCUGCUGUAAUAUAUUCAGAACGAAAAAAACCUUUCUUUUUCGUCAUAAAAACUAAGAUACUUGUGUUUUUGCUAAUGUGGUGUUUGAUAUUGCACUUUGAUUGUUUUUGAGUACAGAGUUUUUGUUUUAGAUAAUAGGUACCGUUGUUUCGAGUUCGUAUAUAUAUAUGUAUAGUAAAACAGAUUAAAAAAAUUUAUGAUCGUUGUUAGAAUUUAGAUUAUUUGUUCGUUUUUGUUAUUUUUUUCAAUGAAUUGAAUGGAAUUGUUACGCCUCGCUGUUGUCUGUUAAAAGAGUUUAUUCCUGUUUUUCAAAUGUUUUAUUUAUCAAAGUUUUCAAAGUAAAAUUUAUUAUCUUUCAAAUGUCUCAGCUGGUUUGAAGGCGGCGAAAAUUCUAUUAGUAUUAGAAAUGGACUUUUCCCCUAGAAUUUAUUUCCUUGUAUUCUCGUAAUAUUUGCCAAUCAGUGACGUGACAACUGGCAUUUUUGUAGGCCCUCUGAAAAAUUUUUUUUUCAAUCGGACAGAUUUUCGGACAUAUCUUGUCAUAAUAUUCAGUUGCACCGAAGCUCCAGUGGUCUAGUAGGCUAAGUCUGCAAAUGUACUGAAAUUUAAAGAUCGCAUGUAAACGAAAUUUGUGAGCGCCACUAAGCGAAAAAUAACGUCGCAAGAUUUGCACUCCGUAUGAAGUAAGGAGAUUUUUUCUGUGGUCAAGCGUCGACUAAACGUUUAUUAUAUCUAGACUAGACCGUUUUCAUAAGUAUGCUCUGGCGUUUUAUAUAUUGUGAUCGUUUUGAAUCGGUAAGAGAAAUUUUGAUCGUAGAAAACGUGAACAGAUUUUGUUAUCGGUGCGGCUCAUUCUGUUCUAGUAUGCCAGAAUCUUUAGUUUUUAGUUCUUUAUUAACAGUAGAACGAAUAUAUAAAAAAUAUUUUGUACAGCAAACUGAAUAUAAUUUAUAUACUAUACCGAGACCAAGUCCUGUUAGAAGUAUCCACAUGCGACCGAGAGAGAUAUUUUUGAAACAUAGGUAUCUACAAUUUAGUGU
Molecule: messenger RNA, 5880 nt
Organism: Styela clava
Lineage: Eukaryota; Metazoa; Chordata; Ascidiacea; Stolidobranchia; Styelidae
Biological process (GO): pericentric heterochromatin formation; DNA repair; negative regulation of gene expression via chromosomal CpG island methylation
Cellular component (GO): pericentric heterochromatin; nucleus
Molecular function (GO): DNA binding; chromatin binding; ATP binding
Source: RefSeq, a predicted model, not a curated record